CGAUUACAUUAUUAACAGCAAUUUAAUACUUUAACACAUUUUUUAUUUGCCUUUCGCGCCUGUGUUCAGUCUGGUCCUCGCCGCACGCCGUAGUUGCGCGAUACUUGUCUUGUGGAUGUUCACAGGCUUCACAGAGGGAGAUGGCUGAGAGCCUGAAGACGCGGUUCGACUUCCCCAACCCCAUCAUACAGGCUCAGACGGCGAGAAGUCUUGUCGCUGCUGUGUUGAAAGAGAAAGAGCAAAAUGGGAAGAUAUCUCAAUCCUCUGUUCAGGGCGUGGCGUUGGCGGCGCUGUGGGAGCAGUGCUGCGGCGGGGACGCCGGCGUGCGCGCCACCUGCUGCCACGCCCUGGUGCUGCUGGUGGAGCAGGGCCAUGCCGAUCUGCCCUUCGUCCUCAACAGCAUCCUCAACCUCCUGCCCUCCGCCAGCAACGUCCAGGGACUGAUCGGGGCAUUGGGGAAGCUGCUGCAGAUGCAGAUGAAGCAGGGCCCAGACCCGGAGACCGCCUUCUCCUGCCCCUACUCCAUCAGAAGCAACCCCCAUCCCUACAUCACGGCGCUGGAGAACCGGGCUGAAUGCUGGCCCUUCCUGCUGCUGGAGAUCCACCACUUCAUCCAGGAAGGGGCAGAAAGGGAGGACCCCGCUUGCGUCACGAUGCUGACGCCGUUCCUCCGCUACCUGUACUGCGAGCCCCAGAGGCAGCCGGCUCACGCCGCCUUCAGGCAGAACCUGCUCCGCCUCCUCCUGCCUGUCCCCGCCCCCGCCCACGAGGGAGGCCCCGCCCACAACGGAGGCCCCGCCCACGAGGCCCCUGGGAGAGGCUCGUCGCUGGUCCAUGAGAGCCUGCUGGGCUGCUUCUGCCAGCUGGUUCCCCACAUGCAGGUGGACAGCAUGGAGGCGGUCCUGGAGCUCCAGGGCUACGGCGAGGUGCUGCUGCCCAGCCUGGAGAGGGCGCCCGGGCCGCGUUGGCGUGCGGAGAGCGCCCGUCUGGCCCUGCUGCUGCUCUGCGCCUGCAAGCUCAGCCUGCAGCUCAGCGGGGACUGCCGCAUCUUCCUGCAGCUCAUCCACCGGCUGCUGCCCACCUGCCGGCAGGAGGUCCCAGUAGAGGAGGUGCUGAUGGGUCUGGGCCUGCUGCUCCUGGAAGCUCCCGCAGACCAACAGACCGACCUGCUGAACCUCGCCCUCUCCCUGGCCCCGGAGCAGGAACCCCUGGCCCCGUGGGGGGCCCCCCUGCUGCUGCUGCCCGUGCUGCAGCUCCUGUCCGUCGCCGGGCUGGUGGAGCCCCUGGCGGAGCCCCGGCUCCACCGCCGCACCCUGGCGCUGGCCGGCCGCGUGCUGCGCAGCGCCGGGAGGGCCACGGGCCCCGCCCCGCAGGUGGGCCCCGCCCCGCAGGCCGGUGGCGUGCCGGCGCUGCCCCCCGGCCCGUGGUACAGCGAGCUGACCCUGGCCGUGGCCGUGCUGCGCAGGGUGGCCGACGCCGAGGACCCCGCCGCCGCCGGCGAGUGGCUGGCCUCCGUCACCUCGUCCCUGGGUCACCCCGGCGGCCCGCAGCCGCUGCCCUGGUCCCUGGUGCUGGUGGUGGCCCACCUCCUCACCACCGGACCACCCGCCGUCUGCCACCAGGCCCUGGGGGCUGCUGUCGCCAUCGCGGAGGCAGACCCCUCCAAGGUGCCCUCCCUGCUCCCGGUCCUCCUGUUCAGGCUGGAGAAGGAGAGGGAGCCCUCCCUGUCCCACGCCCUGCUCUACACCCUGCCCAAACUGGGCACCCAUAAGUUCUGCGUGCCCCAGGUGCUGCACGUGCUGCAGAUGCUCGCCAGCGCCCCCAACCUGCGGGCUGUGGUGAUGCGCCUCAUGACAGAGCUCUGGAAGAAGCAGGACCGCGUGUACCCAGAGCUGCAGCGGGUGCUAGGCCAGCCCGGGGGGAAGCUGAGUGUGAUGGCGGGACGCGACGCUCAGUGGGAGAUGGUUCUGGCCCGGGCCGCCUGUCUGAAGGACAUCUGCAGAGAGAGGCCCUACCAGCAUGGGGGUGAUAUGCUGGCUGCCAUCACACACACGCUGGUCCAGUGUACCAAGGCUGACCUGGCCACCCCCGCCACCCUGGCCCUGCAAGGCCUGCAGGACCUCUGCCGUGCCGAGGUGGUGGAGAUGGUGUCCACGUGGCGGGCCCUGGGCCCCCAGCUGAGCUGUGACUCCCGGCCCCUGGUGGUGAAGGCCGUCGCCGACCUGCUGGCCCUCGUGCCCCAGCUCUCUGCCAAAUCACCGGAAUACCAGAAACUCAAAGAGGAAGUAGUCAGCUUUCUAUGGCGCUACGCGGUGAGCAAGGAGCCAGAGACGUCCAGCUGUGGCUACAAGGCGUUGGCGGGCUUCCCCGAAGAUGCACACACGAUACUCCAUCUCCCUGAGCCCGCACGGCCGGUCUCCAAGCCCACUGAGACUGACGAGGAGGAGGAGAAGGGCGCGGAGGAAGAGGAGAAGGAUCUGUCCGUCCCGGGAUCGUCUUACAUGAAGCUCCUCCACCUCACACACACCUCGUCCCUGCCAGCCUAUGAGCUGCUGCUGACCUCGCUGGUGAGGCAGGCCAUGAAGCGCAUGCCCCGGGGGGUCCACACCCUGGCCCUGCGCAGUGGGGGCGGCGCCCUCUCGGACCAGGGCAAGACAAUGGCCGGGGUGCCCGGCUUCAUGCUCCGGGCAUACGAGAAGAACAAGCAGCCCGGCUUGAAGCCAGGACUGGCAGUGGGACUGCUGCUCUCCUUCGAGCUGCCCGUGCACACGGACCGCGACGGGCGGCCAAUCGUCCGCUUCCUGGUCAGCCGCAGCCGCACCUACCAGCAGACGCUGGCGUCCCUCAUCCACGAGGUGAACAUCCAGCCCAGCGAGUGGCACCGCGCUCUGCUGCUGCCCCAGGCCUGGCGCGGCUUCAUGAGUCAGGCCUUCCUCGCCGUCAUACAGGGUCGGCGUGCUGAGCUGGAGAUGCAGCAGAAGCAGAGCAAGGAUGCCACAGAGGAGCUGCAACGCAAGCAGCAUUUCUCCUGGCUCUGGGCGAGGGACCAGCUGACGGAUGUCAUCAAGUCGGCUGCCAAGGACAGCCCGGUGGUGCAGGGCAACUGCAUCCUGGCCCUGAGCGGCCUGGCAGCAGCACUGGCCAAGUAUGAGAGCAACCUGCCCACGGACGUGGAGGGCAGCCUCCAGGCGGACCCCGACUGCAUCCCCACCAGCGCCUGGUUGUCCAUGGCGAUGGACACCCUGCUCUGCAUCAUCAGCAGCAACUACAAGGCCCGGGGCCAAGUCUUCCCCUGGUUCCUCCAUCGGUCCUACUCCGGCGAGAACACGGCCAGCUCCAUCGCCCGCUCCUGCGCCACGCUGGGCCUGUCCCUGCUGGUGCCGGUGCUGGUGGGCUGGCACCGCGAGGGCGUGGCCCAGGUGCUCUCCACGCUGAGGGACCGGCUGCCCGGGGGCCCCAGGGCCGGCGACUCCCAGGCCGUGCAGUUCCACUCGGGGCUGGCGCUGGGCAUGGUGCUGGCCUGCCUGCACCGCCAGAACCUCAGUGACCUCUCUGCUCCGGUGGACCCCAGCCUGCUGUGGGACGCCCAGGAGGCCCUGGAGCAGUGUGCCUUUGACCCCGACCUGGAGUACAACACGGGGUGUGUGCUGGGCCUGGGCCUGGUGCUGUCCGCCCGGUCGCGCUGCGGGGGCUCUCAGGGGUCCCGCGUGGUCCUCACCCUGGACCGGCUGCUGGCCCGGCUGCAGGGGGGCGGGGGGCAGGGCCGCAUGCUGCAGGAGGUGCUGGCGUACGCGGUGGCGUGUGCCUGCGUGUCGGGCUUCAGCGUGGGACUGGUGGACGCCAGCAAGGCGGAGGAGGUCAUGCGCGAGCUCCGCACGCUGACAGAGGAGAGCCAGCAGACCCCGGGUUUCUCCCUGGCUCUGGGCUCGGUGGUCCACGGUCUCUCGGUCUGCGGUCACGGCAAAGCGGUGGACCUCCUGCCCGGCCUGCUGGCCGCCUGGAUCAAGAUCCUGCUGGCCGAGGGCUGUCCCACCAUGCAGCGUCUGGCUGCUGUGAACGGCCUGGUGGCUCUGGUGGGCUCAGAGAGCUACCUCAUUCAGUUAAAGAGUGAGUCUGAACAGUCGUCACUACAACAAGGCCAGCUCAACGACGUGAUCCGCACCAUUACACAGAUCAUCUCCUUCUCAGGAGCCAUGGGCCUGCAGUCCAACAGCGCCUGCUUGGUCGGACAUCUGCAUCUGGCUCACAUGACCACCAGCCACACUCACACCACAGUGCCCCAGGACUUCGCCUACCUCCCGGAGAACAGCGUCCUCCGCGCCCUGGGUGACUUCCUGUCCCAGGCCGGGAAGAAAGGUCCGGAGGAGUACCCUCCCACGCUAGUGAAACCAGCGCUAGCAUCGCUAGCGUCGGCCGGCGCGAGCUACCAGUACCCUCCGGUCAACUGGAGCACUCUGCUGUCCCCUCUGAUGAGGCUCGACUUCAGGGAGGACGUCCAACACCAGUGCAUGGUGCUGGCGGCGUCCCAGGCCCAGUCGUCCCAGAGCGCAGCUCUGUUCCUGGGCACCUGGCUGUCCCAUCCCCUGGUCCACUGCCUCAGUACCCCCACCCAGGCCCACCUGUACGAGACGCUGGGCUCCUGGAUGAAGCACGUGUCGGAGGACAAGCUGCAGGCCUACGUGGAGAGCCUGGCCGUGCAGCGCUUCACGGGGUCCGGAGGAGGCGCCGCCGAGGGGCGGGGCCUCCUCCGGCUGGCCGUGCUGCGGGGGCUGGGCUCGGCCAUGAGCCUCCCCAACCCCCCCAAGCACUGCUGGACCCUCCUGUGCUCCACGGCCGAGAAGAUCUACGGCAGCCUGCCCGGCGACAUACAGGACGACCAAGUGGAUCUGUACGUGGAAACCGCCAAAUGUCUGUCGGAGAUGUCGGACACGGAGAUCGAGCGAGUGGUUUGCGUUACGGUGGCGGACAUGGAGAAGAGCUGCUUCACGCUGGCCUACCUCACCUCCCAGGGCCGGCUGCCCCUGCUCUCCCUCAACGACGUGCUCAGUGCCCAGCUCCGGGGCCCGCCGGGGCCCCGCGUGGGCUGGCUCCUCCUGCAGGCCUUCUACCAGUGCCGGCUGGCCCCCGGCGCCAACACAGGGGUCUCUAAGCGGAUGGAGUGGCUCCUGGAGCUGAUGGGACACAUCAGGAACGUGGUCUACGGCACCACCGCCGUGGAAUGCGCCGACAUCAAACUGGCCUCGGACCUCCUGCUGCAGGUGUUUGCCGCCGCGGUGGUCUCCUGGGGGGACCACGCCACGCCCCUGCUGCUCGGCGUCCGGCCCCAGUGGUUGCCGCGGCUACCGGGCCUGCGCCACGCCCUGUACGGCGAGGGGCGUCUGGCGGAGGGCGUGCUGCCCGUCUGCCUGCAGGCCCUGCCCCACAGCCUGAAGCAGCUGCUGGAUAGAGAGCCCUGGAGCGGCCAGGCGCAGAAGUUCCUGAACUGGCUGCUCAGCAUUGCGGAAGGCCCGGAGCGAGCACUGUCAACAACAUCCAUCACCACCGCCAAAGCCGCGCUACAGGCCCUGCGGUCGUGUGCAGACUUCAGGAAGAAGGGUGUCUGGACGCAGGCCUACGGCUGGUAGGACCCCAGACUCCCAGAGACCCUACUGGGAGGACUGGCCCACUAUAUGCAUUCCCCUUUGGAGUGAGCUAUUACGCAAUCCUUCAUGGAGGUAACCCGAACAAUAGGAAAACCAGUUACUGCAACGCAUUAAAAAACACAAAAUGUGUUUACUCUUCAAAUGGGUGCCACGUCGUAGCAUUUCACUCUUACAGUAUUUCACAAAAUCAUAUUCACCCAAGCUGCUGCUGUCAAAUGUUUACCUGGCCUUUAACUCUACUGUGGAUAGAGAAAGAGACUGACUGAAUUUAGUUUUGCAUGACCAAGAAUGCAGAUAAGGCGCAUAAGUUCUUAUAAAACUCAAACUGCUUGUAAUGGCUCGGAAUAUGGAAACACAGAAAUGUCCCUGUAGGUUCCAUCAGAAGGAAUGCUAUUUUUUAAUACAAAUUCUCUGCAAUAAAUAUCUUAAUGGAA
Messenger RNA from Gadus morhua (Atlantic cod), 6076 nucleotides. RefSeq names its product focadhesin (gene focad). The record is from RefSeq and is a predicted model, not a curated record. The coding region runs from base 141 to 5624 and encodes 1827 amino acids. The transcript is spliced from 44 exons. NCBI's taxonomy places the organism in Eukaryota, Metazoa, Chordata, Actinopteri, Gadiformes, Gadidae. Gene Ontology annotation, biological process: regulation of post-transcriptional gene silencing.